This is a messenger RNA of Microtus oregoni (creeping vole), 286 nucleotides long. RefSeq names its product 40S ribosomal protein S29. Gene Ontology annotation, cellular component: cytosolic small ribosomal subunit; ribosome. Gene Ontology annotation, biological process: translation. The transcript has a single exon. The coding region runs from base 22 to 192 and encodes 56 amino acids. The record is from RefSeq and is a predicted model, not a curated record. Gene Ontology annotation, molecular function: structural constituent of ribosome; zinc ion binding. Lineage: Eukaryota; Metazoa; Chordata; Mammalia; Rodentia; Cricetidae.
GUCGGCCGUCAGUGAGGCAACAUGGGUCACCAGCAGCUCUACUGGAGUCACCCGCGGAAGUUCGGCCAGGGAUCCCGCUCCUGCCGCGUCUGCUCAAACCGCCACGGUCUGAUCCGGAAAUACGGGCUGAACAUGUGCCGCCAGUGUUUCCGGCAGUACGCGAAGGACAUCGGCUUCAUUAAGUUGGACUAAGCGACCUUGAAUGGAUUCUUCAAGACUCUACCCAGUGGAAAAGAUGAACGCCAGUCUUUGUACAUAAGAAUAAAACAAAGUGAAGACCUUCAAA